AUGCGUUGCCUUGAGUGCUGGUCGGAAAUCGAUGGCCAGGUCGCUGUCUUUACGAAAUCAUGUCAUCAUGUUUUCUGUAUGAUUUUCGUUCCAAUCCAUCUCACCGCGGCGAUGUAUGCGCACCGUUGUGCACUUGCAUGUCUCAUCCUAACAGAGCCAUCGUUUUCAAUCUCCUCUUCUAUUGUUUCUAGGUGA
Chondrus crispus (carragheen) is the source of this 195-nucleotide messenger RNA. RefSeq lists its product as hypothetical. The record is from RefSeq and is a predicted model, not a curated record. Lineage: Eukaryota; Rhodophyta; Florideophyceae; Gigartinales; Gigartinaceae. The transcript has a single exon. Bases 1 to 195 code for a protein of 64 amino acids.